Messenger RNA from Lachancea lanzarotensis, 897 nucleotides. It is a transcript of the gene DPH5, whose product is annotated as LALA0S03e08966g1_1. The transcript has a single exon. Gene Ontology annotation, molecular function: diphthine synthase activity. The record is from RefSeq and is a predicted model, not a curated record. Lineage: Eukaryota; Fungi; Ascomycota; Saccharomycetes; Saccharomycetales; Saccharomycetaceae. Bases 1 to 897 code for a protein of 298 amino acids. Gene Ontology annotation, biological process: protein histidyl modification to diphthamide.
AUGCUUUAUUUGAUCGGGCUGGGUCUUUCCUAUACCUCAGACAUCACAGUACGUGGUUUGGAAGCAAUCAAAAAAUGUGACCGCGUGUAUCUGGAGCACUACACUAGUAUUUUGAUGGCAGCAUCUUUGGAAGAACUAGAAGCGUUUUAUGGCAAACCAGUUUCUUUAGCAGAUCGUGAGAUGGUCGAAAGUGGCUGCGAAGAGAUCUUGCGGGGAGCAGACAAGCAAAACGUUGCAUUUUUGGUAGUGGGAGAUCCUUUUGGAGCCACCACCCACACAGAUCUCGUUUUGAGAGCGAAAAAACAAAAAAUGCCAGUUGAAGUCAUCCACAAUGCGUCAGUUAUGAACGCCGUUGGUUCUUGUGGGUUGCAACUCUACAAUUUUGGGCAAACAGUGUCGAUGGUUUUCUUCACAGAUAGCUGGAGACCGGACUCUUGGUAUGAUAAAAUCUGGGAAAAUCGUAAAAUUGGUCUUCAUACGCUGGUUUUACUAGAUAUUAAGGUAAAAGAGCAAAGUAUCGAGAACAUGGCGCGCGGUAGAUUGAUUUACGAACCCCCUCGUUACAUGUCGAUCGCACAGUGUUGUGAGCAAUUGCUCGAAAUCGAGGAAAGCCGGGGUACCAAAGCUUAUACGCCCGAUACUCCGGCCGUCGCGAUAAGCAGGCUUGGGUCAGCCGAUCAAACAUUUAAAUCCGGUACAAUCGAGGAGCUCUCUCAAUACGAUUCGGGUGAACCUUUGCACUCGCUUGUUAUUUUGGGUAGACAAUGCCACGAACUAGAGAUUGUGUACUUACUCGAAUUUGCAGAUGAUAAAACCAAGUUCCAGUCGUCUGUUACCCAAGAUCAAGAAUACUUCAAGCCGGCACCAUGGGUUCCGCCAACAGAAGACGCAGAAUAG